This is a messenger RNA of Sinocyclocheilus grahami, 926 nucleotides long. RefSeq names its product xylosyltransferase 2-like. The transcript has 2 exons. Gene Ontology annotation, biological process: chondroitin sulfate proteoglycan biosynthetic process; heparan sulfate proteoglycan biosynthetic process. The coding region runs from base 26 to 670 and encodes 214 amino acids. NCBI's taxonomy places the organism in Eukaryota, Metazoa, Chordata, Actinopteri, Cypriniformes, Cyprinidae. Gene Ontology annotation, molecular function: protein xylosyltransferase activity. The record is from RefSeq and is a predicted model, not a curated record.
CGACCACAAUGGACAGGAGCAGAAGAUGGACCCUGUGGCCUUUGAGAGGCAAAACGCCCUGUCGGGGGCGAACCACGGCCAGUCGAGGCAGCGCCAGGACCAGCCCGCCGUCACCACCAUCAUCAAAAGGGGGUCUAGACGGAGAAACAAGACCUCUUUUAAGGACAAGAGUCUGGGCGGACCGGAAGAUGGAGUGGCCGCCCAUUAUGAUCCCUCGAGCAGCCGUAACUUCAGCGAGACGCGGGCAGGGGAAAUGGCCAAAAUCCAUCUAGCAGCACCAGGAGAGCCGGGCAGCGUUGAGGGUGCUCCUCAAGUCCCGAGCAGUGACUUUGUGCCCAAAUGUGAGAUCUCGGGCAAGGAUGCCCUGUCUGCCCUCCACCGUGCGGGUUCACGGCAGUGCAGACAGGAGAUUGCCAACAUCGUGUGCCAGCACCAAGCGGGACAGCUCAUGCCUCAGUCUCUGCCUCAGUUUUGCCCACAGCAUGUGAUCUCCAGUGCGGUCCAGCAUGCAGGUUUCACUGAUACUGACCUCUCCAAGGUGGAGAACCCAGUCAGGGUGGUCUUCAUGCUGGUGGUUCAUGGACGAGCAGUCCUACAGUUGAAACGUCUCCUCAAAGCCAUCUAUCACAAAGACCACUUUUAUUACAUCCAUGUGGACAAGGUAAGUUAGCACCCAACAGGUUUCUUUUUCCCAUUGAGAUAUCACUGAAAACAAAAAUGUGCUCAGAAUUUGUGUGUGUCUAAGAACAGCCUCAUGAACCAUAAAUUCAUUAUAACAAGGGUCUCGGUUUGAGCAAUUUAUUUUUGCAGCAAAAUCCAGCAGUUUCAGUAGGAGUUUCGAGUGAAGGUGAAAUAUUUCUCACACAGAUUUCCCCACGUUUAAGUUGGUCAUGUGGAUUCGCUGUGUUGACCAACAGAAAGCUGUU